UCCAGUCCUCAAUUGACCAGAAAGAACUACAUUUGUGCACGCUCAUGAACGCGCCUUUGACACCAAAUCCGCUAGAUUACUAGACCCCGUGCUUCGCCAAGGAAAAGAAGAUUUAACGUACCGACGUUUAGUGUUUACGGUUUCCACACUUGUUUGACUUUUGAGGAAAUGUGUAAUUUUCCCUUGGAAUUUAAUUAUUUGAAGACGUCAAUAGUAUAGCUUUUUGUCUAAGAAAAGAUAUCCAGAGCAUUGCGUUUUCGGGCCAGUCUGUUUCAGAGUUGGGAGAACAACAAGAGCUUCGCGUGGUACUUUACCCAGAGAAAGUCCAUUAUCCGAACGGAUACAAUGACAAAAUAUGCGAAUUACAUUGUUGCUGGUACAGGAAAGGAUAAACCAUGAUGUGCGAAGAAUCUUUAUUAUUUAAACUCGGAUAACGUUGAUGACAUUGCCAUUGAUGGUACUGAUUGGAAAUUCUCAACUAUUAACUUUUGGUAAAUAUUUAACUGAAUGAAUAUGCUACAAUAUAUUGAUUUCAAGAUCUCUUCAAAGACUGUACAUUCCCUAUUCGUUUCCAUACAGUAGAAUGCAAUAGGCCCAAUACAAGCCUCAGUGACACCAGAGAGAUUAAUUCCUUUGUCACCUUUCCAACUGAAGAAGCACCCUAGACAUGAGCAUGUCAUUCUUUAAUUUUCGUAAAAUAUUCAAAUUGGGUGCUGAGAAGAAAAAGAAGCAAUAUGAACACGUCCACCGGGACGAGAAUCCCGAGGAGAUAUGGGAAAUUAUCGGCGAACUUGGAGAUGGAGCGUUUGGUAAAGUAUACAAGGCUCAGAACAAGCAGACAGGCAUCCUGGCAGCAGCCAAAGUGAUCGACACCAAGACCGAGGAGGAGCUGGAGGACUACAUGGUGGAGAUCGAUAUCCUGGCCUCCUGCGACCAUCACAACAUCGUCAAGCUGCUGGAUGCCUUCUACUAUGAGAGCAAGCUGUGGAUCCUGAUUGAGUUCUGUGCAGGUGGAGCGGUGGACGCAGUGAUGCUGGAGCUGGAGAGGCCCCUGACGGAGCCUCAAAUUAGAGUGGUGUGCAAGCAGACUCUCCAGGCCCUCGUCUAUCUCCAUGACAACAAGGUGAUCCACCGAGACCUGAAGGCUGGGAACAUCCUCGUCUCUCUGGACGGAGACGUCAAGCUGGCUGACUUUGGGGUGUCGGCCAAAAACACAAAAACUAUGCAGAGGAGAGACUCCUUCAUUGGGACGCCAUACUGGAUGGCUCCAGAGGUGGUGAUGUGUGAAACGUCCAAGGACCGUCCCUAUGACUACAAGGCUGACAUCUGGUCCCUGGGGGUGACCCUGAUCGAGCUGGCCCAGAUCGAACCGCCCAACCACGAGAUGAACCCCAUGAGAGUCCUGCUGAAGAUAGCCAAGGCCGACCCUCCUACCCUGAUGCAGCCGUCACGAUGGUCUCCAGAGUUCAGCGAUUUCCUGAAGAAGUGUUUGGAUAAGAACGUGGACAACAGGUGGAACACAGCUCAGCUUCUACAGCAUCCGUUUGUGAGCAGCGUGACGGACAGCAGACCCCUGAGGGAGCUGAUAGCCGAGGCCAAGGCGGAGGUGACGGAGGAGAUUGAGGAGCACAAGGAGGAGGAGGAGGAGGAGGACACGGAGACACAGCUGGGUCAUAAGCGCGCCCCAUCAGACACUAGUGUGGCAAGUUCUGAAGAUGAGAAGACUCCCCUGUCUCCCUCCAUCUUGGAGUCUGUCCCUGAGAAGGUUGAGGUGAUUCUCCCCUCAUCCAUCGGCGUACCAGCAGGCAACCAUGUUGUAGAUACAAGUUCCGUGGAGGUUCCUCCUGCCCGUGCUGAAGUGGUAAAGGUGGAGGAGACCCCGAGCACUCCAGUAGAGGACGGAGAGGCGACACCGAAGCUGGGUGAGACGAAGAAAGAAGAGGAGAUGGAUGUGGAAGCAGAAGAAGUCGCCUCACCGGAAGAAGGGGAGAAACCAGUCAAACCCGAGGAACCGGUCCCACCGGUAAAGGAGAUGGAGGAGUUGGAGCUAGCCAGUGAGGAGGAGAAGGAGUUGGACACGGCCGAGGUCCAGACCAACGAGGCUGAAGGGUCGCAGGUCACGAAAGAAAAGAUGGACACCGUGGAAGAUCCGGCCCAACCCACCGACGAGGAGCUCACCAGAGGGUUGAGGGUCACCCUCACGCUGCCUGACGAGCACAAGCCGUCCCCUUCAUCACCAGCGGCCCCGAGAGAAGAGAAGGGAGAGAGGGCGAAGGAGAGAGAGCAAGAUAAACCACCUGUGGAGGUGGAGAAGGUUGUUCCGGAGAAAACGAAGAACGAGAAAGAGAGGGAUUCGGACUCGGGGAGCGGUUCGGCUGCCGAUAACAGCAGCGUAGACCUCAACCUCUCCAUCUCUAGUUUCCUCACCAAAACCAAGGAGCCUGGAACUGUGUCCAUACAGGACACCAAACGCCAGAAGAAGACGUUGAAGAAGACCAGGAAGUUCAUGGUGGACGGGGUCGAGGUCAGCGUGACCACUUCGAAGAUUGUCACCGACAACGACACCAAAAACGAGGAGAUGAGGUUCCUCAGGCGGCAGGAGCUGCGGGAGCUGAGGUUCCUUCAGAAGGAGGAGCAGAGGGCCCAGCAGCAGCUCAGCAACAAGCUGCAGCAGCAGAAGGAGCAGAUCUACCGACGCUUCGAACAGGAAACCACCAGUAAGAAGCGCCAGUACGACCAGGAGGUGGAGAACCUGGAGAGGCAGCAGAAGCAGACCAUCGAGCGCCUGGAGCAGGAGCACACCAACCGCCUGAGGGACGAGGCCAAGCGCAUCAAGGCCGAGCAGGAGAAGGAGCUGUCCAAGUUCCAGAACGUGCUCAAGAACCGCAAGAAGGAGGUAGUGGAGCAGUUCUCCAAGCAGCGGAGAAACGCUAUCAGGCGUAUAAAAGAGGACAUGAUCCUUACCCCAUCUGAAGAGGAGCAGGAGUUCCUCCAGAAACAGCAGCAGGAUUUGGACAGCGCUCUGAAAAAGAUCAUCCAGCAGCACAAGCACGAGCUGGCCACCAUCGAGAGGGACUGCCUCAACCACAAGCAGCAGCUCCUCCGAGCGCGGGAGGCGGCCAUGUGGGAGCUGGAGGAGCGCCACCUGCAGGAGAAACACCAACUGUUGAAACAGCAGCUCAAGGAUCAGUACUUCAUGCAGAGACACCAGCUGCUCAAGAGGCAUGAGAAGGAGAUGGAGCAGAUGCAGCGCUACAACCAGCGUCUGAUCGAGGAGCUGAAGAGCCGUCAGACCCAGGAGCGGGCGCGCCUGCCCAAGAUCCAGCGCAGCGAGGCCAAGACGCGCAUGGCCAUGUUCAAGAAGAGCCUGCGGAUCACCGGGGCUGUCAUCACCCCCGAGCAGGAGAGGGAGAAGGUCAAACAGUUUGCCACCCAGGAGGAGAAGCGUCAGAAGAACGAGCGACUGCACCAGCAGCAGAAGCAUGAGAACCAGAUGAGAGACCUGCAGCUGCAGUGUGACGCCAAUGUCAGGGAGCUGCAGCAGCUGCAGAACGAGAAGUGCCACCUCCUGAUCGAGCACGAGACCCAGAAGCUGAAGGAGCUGGAUGAGGAGCACAGCCAGGAGCUGAGGGAGUGGAGGGAGAGGCUCCGGCCCAGGAAGAAGGCGCUGGAGGAGGAGUUUGCCCGGAAGCUUCAGGAACAGGAAGUCUUCUUCAAGAUGAGUGGAGAUUCCGAAUGCCUUAACCCCUCGUCCCAGAGCCGCAUAUCCAAGUUCUACCCCAUCCCCAGUGUCCACUCUACAGGCUUCUGAGGGAGCUGCUGGUGCCAGGCACGGGUCCCCCCCCACACACACACACACACACACACACACAAGGUUAUAUAGGGGGUCAGAUGGCUGAGCGGUAAGGGAA
Hypomesus transpacificus is the source of this 3911-nucleotide messenger RNA. It is a transcript of the gene slkb, whose product is annotated as STE20-like kinase b. Gene Ontology annotation, biological process: protein phosphorylation. Gene Ontology annotation, molecular function: protein serine/threonine kinase activity; ATP binding; protein binding. The record is from RefSeq and is a predicted model, not a curated record. The coding region runs from base 668 to 3811 and encodes 1047 amino acids. NCBI's taxonomy places the organism in Eukaryota, Metazoa, Chordata, Actinopteri, Osmeriformes, Osmeridae. The transcript is spliced from 19 exons.